Messenger RNA from Perca flavescens (yellow perch), 1974 nucleotides. RefSeq names its product NHERF family PDZ scaffold protein 1a (gene nherf1a). NCBI's taxonomy places the organism in Eukaryota, Metazoa, Chordata, Actinopteri, Perciformes, Percidae. Gene Ontology annotation, biological process: protein localization to plasma membrane. Bases 304 to 1374 code for a protein of 356 amino acids. The transcript is spliced from 6 exons. Gene Ontology annotation, cellular component: apical plasma membrane. Gene Ontology annotation, molecular function: signaling receptor binding; protein-membrane adaptor activity. The record is from RefSeq and is a predicted model, not a curated record.
GGCGUGGCCAUAGUGGGAUUCGUAAUAUCACGCACGGGACUUGUUCGGAUUGGAGGUGGAAGAGAAGAUUGCAACAUAGCAGCCUUUAAUAAGGGGAGGAUCUGGGCACCGAGCGGCACAGUGAAAGCGCAACAACAUUAGCAGCGGAAAGUUCACUAGGACUCAGUUCAGCGGAAGUGGAGCUCGAGCAAAGUCAGUUUUCGCAACAGGUGUGAGUAGUUGUGCGGCUCCCCGUUUCCAGCAUCCGAAGUGGUUCGGAAAAGUGAGUAGAACAAGUUUUCGUCGGUCAGAAGGGUAAACAACAUGUCAAACCUCCGACCCAGACUUUGUGUGCUGGAGAAAGGAUCCAGCGGCUACGGGUUCCACCUGCACGGGGAGAAGGGCAAGACCGGGCAGUUUGUCAGGCUCGUUGAGCCCGACACUCCCGCCUCCGCGGCCGGGCUUCUGGCAGGCGACCGCCUAGUGUUCGUGAAUGGAGAGAGCGUGGAGGGCGAGAGCCAUCAGCAAGUGGUCGCCAGGAUACGGUCCACAACCGGGGCUCUGGAGAUUAUCGUGGUGGACGACGAGACGGCUGAGCUGCUGAAGAAACACAACCUGCAGUGCCGGAAAGAGUUCGUCACGGAAGGGAUUCCCCUGCCCGGGGGGGACAGCGACUCUGACCGCGGGGACUCGCAGAGCAACGGCACCCCGAGGGGGUCCAGCCCUGCCCCGCCUGAGAACGGGGAUGCUUCCUCGGAGAGCUCGGACAGGUCGGGGAGGCUGAGUGUCAGCUCCAACACCAAGGAGAGAGGCAGGCUGCGGCCGCGGCUCUGCCAAAUGAAGAAGGGAACCAGCGGCUACGGUUUCAACCUGCACAGCGAGAAGUCCAAACCGGGCCAGUACAUCCGAGCUGUGGACGAAGACUCUCCGGCACAGAGAGCCGGCCUCCGGCCACAGGACAAGAUCAUCCAGGUGAAUGGCCGGUCAGUGAUUGGUCUGCAGCACUCCGAGGUGGUCGCCGCUAUCAAAGCAGGAGGAGACUCCACCUCGCUGCUGGUGGUGGAUGCAGAGUCUGAGGAGUUCUUUAACAGAUGCAGAGUCCUGCCCACCGAGGCACAUGUCACCGGACCUCUUCCUGAGCCAGCGUCAGAGGAGGAGGUGGCCGCCCAGGCGAAGCCCAAGGUGUCGGUGAGCUCGUCUGCCUCCAGCGCGUCCUCCACCGCCUCGCUGCCGGCAGAGGUGGAGCGGGCCCCGAGGGCGGCCCCAGCAGCUGACAGCCUGGGUCUGAGCAUGUCGCUGGCCGAGGCCAAAGAGAAAGCCCGGCAGAAACGAGCUGCCAAGAAAGCCCCGACCAUGGACUGGAGCAAGAGGAACGAACUGUUCGGCAACCUAUAAUCAUCAUCAUCAUCAUCAUCAUCAUCAUCAUCAUCAUCAUCAUCAUCAUCUUCGUCUUCAGUUCCAUCCUGGCCGUCUUACUGCCCUGUGUCCGCUCGCUGGAUUUGGUUUUAACUUUGACCAACACAAUGUUCAUUUAGAACAUUUUGAACUUAUCUUAAACAGUAUUAUUUGAUGAUUUUAUUUCUUUUAAUUUAGUUUUGCCACUUUUUCCUUUCUCAUGUUUUAAUAAUUGUUGACGUCACACACAGGAAUGAAUUUUAAUAUAUUAAGAAUGUUUUAAAGAGUGAAUAAAUUGUAAUGGACAGGUUCUCAAAUGAAAAGGACCAUUUAAGGAAUAAUGGGGCAUAGGGAAAAAUGUAUUCUUGGCAGAUUUUGAGUCAAAAUGUUAAAUUUACAGUUUGAACAAACGUCAGAGUUUGAUGUCUGCAAUCAGCAACUAGAAUGAAAGAAUGUCCAUUAUCUCUGCUCAGUAUCUGUGAAUGAUCAAUGCUGAAUAACUCUCCCGAGCCCUUGUUGUCAGCAGCAUGUUAAAGUCUUCACAUGGUUGAAGGGACUUUGUAGUUUGUAGAACGAUUAAAGCUCUGGUCUUAAGCCUGA